Molecule: messenger RNA, 1446 nt
Organism: Mastomys coucha (southern multimammate mouse)
Lineage: Eukaryota; Metazoa; Chordata; Mammalia; Rodentia; Muridae
Gene: Vrtn
Product: vertebrae development associated
Exons: 2
Coding region: 1-1446 (481 amino acids)
Biological process (GO): regulation of transcription by RNA polymerase II
Cellular component (GO): chromatin
Source: RefSeq, a predicted model, not a curated record
AUGACUUCUCGGGAUCAGCUGGUGCAGCAGGUGCUGCACGAUCUACAGGAGGCCGUGGAGUCUGAGGGCUUGGAGGGUCUCAUUAGUGCUGCCCUGGAGGCCAAACAGGUCCUCUCUUCCUUCACUCUCCCCAUCUACCAGAAGGGUGGUCCUGGCGCUCAGGUGCUGGAGGUGGACUCGGUGGCCUUGAGUCUGUACCCAGAGGAUGCUCCUCGGAACAUGCUGCCCUUGGUGUGCAAGGGUGAGGGUAGCCUGUUGUUUGAAGCGGCCAGCAUGUUGUUGUGGGGGCACAUAGGUCUCAGCCUGGAGCUGCGGGCCCGGACUGUGGUGGAGAUGCUGCUGCACAAACACUAUUACCUGCAAGGCAUGAUCGACUCCAAGGUGAUGCUGCAGGCUGUGCGCUACUCCUUGUGCUCUGAGGCAACCCCUGAGAUGACCAACCUGUCUUUUGCUACACUGGAGGCCAUCUUUGACGCUGAUGUCAAGGCUACGUGCUUCCCGACUAGCUUCUCUAAUGUGUGGCACUUGUACGCCCUAGCUUCCAUCCUUGAGCGCAACAUCUACUCCAUCUACCCCAUGCGCAAUGUCAAAAUCCGACCCUAUUUUAACCGUGUCAUCAUGCCUCGCUGCUCAGCCCAUGUGACCUCCAUGCUGCACAUCAUGUGGGCUGGUCAACCCCUCGCUAGCCACCUCUUCCGUCACCAGUAUUUUGCCCCUGUGGUUGGGCUGGAGGAGGUGGAGGCCGACGGUAAUGCUAGCCGAAAAGCAGUAAGCAGAGCUCCUCUUACGUCCCAGGGGCUCAUAUCCCCAAAGAUGCCCUUAUCUCGUUGGCAGAGACGACUACGCAGGGCCGCCCGUAAGCAGGUGCUAAGUGGGCACCUACCCUUUUGUCGCUUCCGCCUCCGCUACCCUAGCCUGUUACCUUCCACUUUUUGGGUAUGGAAAAGUCUGUCCCGGGGAUGGCCCCGGAUGCAGGCUCCCUCUUUGGGCCGGAAGAAGCAGAAGCCAGAGGGACGCCAGAAGCCAGUCGAACGGCAAGCUAUGGAAGCUGUUCAGAAUGUAACGCCUGUGGUGGUUCCUCCAGCGGAAACACUGCCAGUGGCUGCUUCUCUAGAAAACACCCCAGAAGAUGCCCGAGGAGGACCAUCCAGAGAGGGGAUCAUUCAAGAGGCAGCUAUGGCCCAGGGCCAACCCCAUAGAGGAUCCUUGCCGAGCCAGACUAUGGCGAUGGCACCAGGGGGCCGUGAUGGGCAGGUGCUGGUGAUGGACAUGCUCACCACCACGAGGUUCAAGGCCCAGGCCAAGCUGUUCCUGCAGAAGCGCUUCCAGUCUAAGACUUUCCCCUCCUACAAGGAGUUCCAGGCUCUCUUCCCUCUCACUGCCCGCUCCACCUACUAUAUGUGGAAGCGGGCGCUCUAUGAAGGUCUCACGCUGGUUGACGGCUGA